AUGUCAGUAGAGCACUUAACGUUCGACCUUGAUUCAAUUCUUCGUGAAUUGGGACCUUUUGGGCGAUUUCAACGGAAGAUUUAUACUUUUUUCUCGAUUCCGUUCAUUUUUGCGGCAUUUUUUGCGUUGAGUUAUGUUUUUACAACGGGAGUUGUUCCUCAUAGAUGCUUGAUACCCGAAUGUGAGUCCCAAAACUCGUCAGAAUGGAUUUCCUUCGCUAUUCCAAAGAGAUUUAACAAGACUUUUGAGCAAUGUUUGCGAUACAAUUCAACUUCGAUGGAGGCGUCUUGUACUUUUGAUGCUUUUAAUCGUUCGGAUGUCAUCAGAUGUGAAGAAAUUGUGUUCGAGACUCAAGAGAAGACGAUUCAAACGGAAUGGAAUCUCAUCUGUGAAGAAAAUAAAUGGAAAUUAACAAUUGUUGGUACAUUAAAUGUGGUUGGGCAAUUUUUUUGCAUACCUAUUAUUGGGAUUAUUUCUGAUCGAUUUGGAAGAAAAAUCGCUUUAAUAAUUGGAAUGUUAGGAGGCGGAAUUUUUGGUACAUUACGAGCUUUUUCCCAAAGUUACCCGAUGUUCCUUCUUUUGGAGUUUCUUGACACUUUUUGCAGUUCAGGAGGAUCUAACGUUGCUUACGUCUUAAGUUUGGAAUAUCUUCAACCGCAACAUCGAAGUAUGGGAGCGAUGGUUUUCAGUAUUAUGUAUCCUGUUGGAAUGAUUUUCAUCGCACUUUUAGCGAAUUACCUUCAAAAUUGGCGUCAUCUCCUAUUAUCGCUUUAUGUCCCAACUUUUAUCGGAUUUUUCUACUUUUGGCUCAUUCCAGAGAGCAUGAGAUGGCUUCACAGUAAAGGUCGAUUGGAUGAAAUUUCAAAAAUUGUUCAUUCAGCAGCUAAAAUGAACAAAGUUGAACUUUCAAAAGAAACGCUUGAAAUGUUAAAAAUUCCUCCGAGAAAUUUAGAGACGGAAAAAGUGACCAAAAGUGAAUCUGUUUUGUCAAUUUUUAAGUACAAGAAAAUGUUUUUCAUCGUCGUCAAUUGCUCGUUUUGUAUUUGUGUCAAUUCAUUGGUUUACUUUGGAUUGAGUCUCAAUUCUGUGACGUUAGCGGGAAAUAAAUACCUGAAUUUCAUUUUAAGCAGUUUUGUUGAGUUUCCAUCACAUGUUUUUGGAUACUUUUUGCUCGAAAAAGCAGGACGACGAUUUUCGAUUUGUUUUUGUACAAUUUCUGCUGGAAUAUGUUGUGUUGUUACGGAAUUGAUACCAACCGAUGAACUUCAAUGGAGAUUCGCCUUUUACUUACUUGGAAAACUCUUAAUAACAACUUCAUUCACGAUAAUUUAUGUUUAUGCAGCGGAAAUGUUUCCAACAUGUAUGAGAAACAGCUUAAUUGGAAUUUGUUCGAUGGCAGGAAGAAUCGGUGCUGUAAUUGCUCCUCAAAUGCCUCUUUUGGCAUCUUUUAAUCCAUCAUUGCCCCUCUAUCUCUUUGGAAGUCUUUCUCUCGCAGCUGGAAUCACAUCUCUCGGCUUUCCUGAAACCUCAAAUGCGAAACUUCCGGAUACCAUUGAAGAAGUAUUGAAUCUAGGCAAACAAAAAAUGAUUAAAAAUAGCGAUUAGUGCUCCAUAAAAUUAAUUUUAUCAUGUAAUUUGUAAUUUAAAAGGAAGUUGACCUUUGAUUUUUAACUGUUGAUCGUUUUUAGGGGAGUG
Molecule: messenger RNA, 1695 nt
Organism: Culicoides brevitarsis
Lineage: Eukaryota; Metazoa; Arthropoda; Insecta; Diptera; Ceratopogonidae
Product: organic cation transporter protein-like
Exons: 5
Coding region: 1-1605 (534 amino acids)
Biological process (GO): transmembrane transport
Cellular component (GO): membrane
Molecular function (GO): transmembrane transporter activity
Source: RefSeq, a predicted model, not a curated record